Messenger RNA from Salvia hispanica, 589 nucleotides. RefSeq lists its product as uncharacterized. The record is from RefSeq and is a predicted model, not a curated record. NCBI's taxonomy places the organism in Eukaryota, Viridiplantae, Streptophyta, Magnoliopsida, Lamiales, Lamiaceae.
AUCAACAUUUAAAAGGUUGCGAAGGUAUAAAAGAGAACCCCCAAAUUCAGAAAUCAAAUCACGCGGCCUAAUUCCUCUCCACCCUCGCUGCUCUCUCCAUCGCUGCUGCUCAACCUGCCUAUUGCUUCCGAAUUGCCAGCGCUCGUCGAAUUUGCUGGUUGGUGCUAGUGUUUUGAAUCUCUACAUCAACAUGGAUCCUAAGCACUCGGGAAACGUUCUCAAGCAUCUGGAGAAGCAAAAGGAACUCUUGAUGGAAGCAUACAGGUCGAUGUCUCAUGAACUUCGUGGAAUGCAGGUAGAGGAAGAAAUGUUAAUGCGCAAGUAUUAUGAGUUUAUGACUGCUCAAGAGAAGAAAACUAGUGCCGAUGUGAAAGAGAACGAGAACGAAGAACCUAGUGAAGCUGGAGCAUUGGUUGUUGCUAGCAAGGAAGAACAAUCAUGAGCCUUAUGGUUUAAUCAAGAAUGACUCUUCUCAAUCGUAAAGCAGUAUUACUUGUGCUGCAUAUAUAAUGAAAACAACAGAGUAUUAUGAUGUAACAGAUUAUAAUAGAUGGAUCCAAUUUAAUAAAUAUUAUAUUUAUAUUUUAUA